Varanus komodoensis (Komodo dragon) is the source of this 4209-nucleotide messenger RNA. RefSeq names its product TNF superfamily member 15 (gene TNFSF15). The record is from RefSeq and is a predicted model, not a curated record. The transcript has 4 exons. The coding region runs from base 233 to 1018 and encodes 261 amino acids. Gene Ontology annotation, molecular function: tumor necrosis factor receptor binding. Gene Ontology annotation, biological process: immune response. Gene Ontology annotation, cellular component: membrane. Lineage: Eukaryota; Metazoa; Chordata; Lepidosauria; Squamata; Varanidae.
CGCCCCGCAGGUGCCGCAUCCUCUCCCCGGGAGAAGGGUGUGUUGCUCCCAGCUGUUGCGUUACGGAGUGGGACGGGUCUCGCUGCCCGCCACCCCCGAUACCGCGGCUAUAUAAUACCCCUUUCCACGCAGGGCAGGACCCAGUCCGCCCGGCUCCGCACCCCGAGAGGGACACGCGCCAGCCCUCCCGGCUCCAGCCUCCCUCCGCUCGGUUCGCGCAGCAGCUGACCAAAUGCUCCCGAAGGCGCAGGAUCCGAUGGACCUGGUCGAGCUGGUUCUGCGCCUGCAGGACCGCGCAGCGGUCGAGCAGGGGUACAGGUGCGGCAAGCGGGAAGGGCAGGCCGAGGCGAAGAGGCUGCGAUGCUUGGUGAUCUUCUGCCUCGUGCUCGAGCUGGCCUUGGCGUUCCCGGUGCUGUACCUGCUGCACAAGAGCGGCAGGUGCGCGCAGCUGCACCCCGGCGAGGUAUCAAGCGGAAGAACUGCUGAAAUUCAGCAAUGGCCGGCCCAGUCAACGUACUCCAGCGGUCCUGGUCCAGAAAAAAGGCCAAGGGUCCACCUUACAUGCUCUGACGAAAAAAUAAAUGAAGAGUGUGAGACAGACAGGUUUCCAAGCCUUCACUGGAGAAAUGAAAAAUCAUCCGACAGUAACCAAAUUAAUCACAACGGCACUUAUUUGAUAGCCCCGGUGACAGGAGACUACUUUGUCUAUGCUCAGGUCACCUUCCUGUGCAGUGACGGGGUGUGUGAAGCCCUGAGAUACUGCAACAAGUCACUUUCGAGUGAAACCGAGGUGCAGCAGUUGAUCACGAAAAUCAGUCCACGCUACGGCAGUCGCUCAAAGACGAUCCUGAAAGCCGUCAGUUCCAUCGGCGAGAAGAAUAAAUGGAAGAAGACGCUUUACCUGGGUGGGAUCGUUUCACUAAGGGAAGGUGACCACAUAAUGGUUAAUGUUAGUAACUCGGAAUUGGUGGAUGGACGCACACCAGAAAAAACUUUCUUUGGGGCUUUCUUGAUCUAACUACUGAUAAGAAAUCAGAAAUGUCUGCUAGAUACAAACCGAUUUUUUUCAUUAUCCUGCCUGGUGUAAAUUUUGUGAUUGUGGAUGCUUCCAGAACAAUUCUCAUUCAAGUUUUUUUCUUCUGUAUGGGAAAUUCCAACUUAGCUGGUCUUCUCACAGUGGAUUUAUUGCUGGAUGCUACAGGGCAGUUUAGCCCAAUUCAGUGUCUUCCAAGUGUGCUGGACUUCAAACCUCAUGGUCCCCAGCCACCAGGGCUUAUGGGUUUGUGGUCCAUCAGACCUUCUGUGUGUCAGGUUGGGGAAGGGUCUUGUGGGAGGGAUUGCAAUUCUUUCCAUUCUCGUACGUUUGUAUCUCUUGAACACUAAAUUAAUAGUGAAUGUUUUGAGUUGAUCGUGCCAAUGUCUGUAUCGAAAGACUUCUAGAGGGCUUGUUGCAGGAUUGCUAGUGCAUGUAGACACCUGGAAAAACACACAGGUGUGUGUGCACUAACACAGAAUUAACUUUUAGAGUGGCAGCGUACCAAAUGAAUUCAAGAGAUGGGGAAUGCAAACUGCAGCAAGCCAGAGGUCCUUAACGGAGCAAACAAUGGGAAACAUAGGCUACCCUGGUUCGUGGCUACUGCCUAAAUGAUGUUGCAGAACAGGCGCCUGCCUGCCUGCCAGCCAGCCAGCCACUCUCUUUUCCAGGGCGCUCCAUUCCAUGUCCACCCAUCCUGCCACCCCUUGCCCAGUUUUCUGAGCUAAUUGUUUCAUGCCUAUGACACAUGUUGAGUUUUCAUCAGGUUGUGAUAGAUCUUUCCACUCCUCCCUGUAGGCUUCCUACAGAACCUCACAUACGGCAUACCUGGGCCAGGUGAGAUCUCUCUUUUAACCAAAGGUGGAGAUGCUCCGACCCCCAGGAGGGACACCCCUGCCCAGGGAGUCAAGGCUCAUGAAAAGAACAGGAGCACAUCCAAAUGUCUCUUCCAAAUUUCUCCCAUUGUUGAGAAGUUCCAAAUGAGCCUUUCUUGUUUCUGGAGUCGAAGCAAAGUUGGGCCAUGUUCACAAAGGAAACGAUAAAGAGGGAGAGACAAUAGUUAAAUUGGAUUAUUACGGAGAAGCUUCUGAGCAUGGAGGCUUGUUGUGUGGAGUUUGUUGUAUGUGGUUGCUUUGCUUUCAGUUUUUGUAAGCCAUCCCGAGACUUUACUAUUGGACGGCAUAUAAACACUUUAAAUAAAAUAAGCAAAUAACAUAAAUAAACAUUCUUUGCCUGGCAGGGCAAGAGGCAGCAGGGGUGAUUCUGCCUUCCGUGCCUACUCUCAGAAAUAAACGCUCUCGCUCAUUUAAAACAGAGCCUUAAAAUUUAAACAGGUGAAAAGCUCACCGCUUCCAGCACAUUUUGUCCAAUAUACUCAAUUUUUCUGGUAUAGGAUGAUGACCUUACUGGACAUGAGCAAUGAGCAGGGAAGGUGGAGGAGAAGUUAUAGGAUUUCACAGAUGGUACCCACAAAAAGGGAACUCAGAAACAAGAACAUCUCUUUUUGAUUUCAUAAGUUCCAGAUAUCCAUAUUCCAGAUGGAUACGCUUAACUUUCUAUGGCUAAGGAUGGUGGAAGAAAGUAUUUGCUAGCAUAUUGAGGCCAAACUCCUAACCCAAUACCUGAACUGGAACACUGUUAUAUCUUCAUAUUUGCACAUUUCUGGAUUUUGUAAUGCAGUCCUCCAAUUUAUUUAUUUAUUUAUUCAGGGGGAAAUGUGUAUCACUGGGGAAAGUGUACUCGAAGUGUGUAUCUCAGCAGCACUGAUGCACUAAAAUUCACGGUUAGUGAAAAAUGCUUUCAAAAAUCCAUAUAUUAUGAAAUAGUGCAUGCAUUUGAGGAAGCAGACAUGAAAAUGCAUGUACUUUUUCCAUGGACUUUUAAAAAAAAUGCAACGUAAUGCAAAAUUGGGAUGGAACAGACAUUAAACUGGAAAACUGAGAAGUGGAGAAAGCUGGAACUUGCAGAUUCAUUCAUCCCUAUCAAUAGAUCCUUAGCAAUAGCUCAGGAGCUGUUUCUCAUUUCCCCUUGCCUCAUUUUAUUCUGGCUCAGUGCAGAGAAAUCCAACAAGACUCAUCAGUGUAACAUAGAGAUGAAAAAUCCAUGUAUUGUGCUAUGUAUCAGUUUUGCACGUACACACUCGUGACUACAAUCUGUCCACUUUCCACAUCUGCUCCAGAUUUUACUCACACGAAUAUUUUGAAUGACCUUUUCCUAACAAGGCAUUUGUAGGCCUUUUUCUUGAAUGGAUGUAUUUUUCUAUGCAACUUUCCCUAAUAUGUUCCUUUUUCAUAGGCAUUUUUGGACCAAAAUCUGCAUUGCAAAAUUCAGAGAACUUUAUCUGAAGGAUAACUAUGCUUCCCCCAUUGCUAAUCUCAGCUAGAAAUCUAGAAAUAGCUAGCUACUCAUCUAGCUAUUAUAAUCUAGCUAGAAUGCAGAACCUUAAGAGAACAGAAAUGGCACAAUUAAGUACUGUUUUCCAGUGUGGAAUGAAUCAAGUUAUGGAAACAUCUUGGAUAAUAUAAAAUUACAUCACCGCCUGUCCCCCUUCCUCAGGCUGCAGUCCAAGACCCCUAGACUUGACUCUUCCCUACUGGUGGGGUUAUUUUUCUGAGAUUUGCUGCUGGCUUUUCUAAGAUCUGCUCAGUUCUUCCCAGUCAGCUCUGCUCCCUUAUUUCCCAUUCUUGGAACGCCAGCAUCCUCCAUUGCUGCAGACUCUUCAGGGAGGUCCAAAAGGGCCAUUUUCUAGGAAGUGUAUUCCUAUUUCACUCCGAAGGUUAUUUAGAAGUGCAUAAUAAUUAAGUUCUUUCUUGUUGUAUGGAUGGGAAUUAAGGAUGCAUUGGGGUUGUUUGCUGUCUGUUAGGGUUCCCUUCACGGAACACUUCUGCAUCAGCUCCAUCUGUUGCAAAACUUGGGGAACCCCCCUCUCUCUCCCCACUUCCCCACAUACCUCUCCCCCUAUUUCUGUGGGUUUAGUGAUGUUAAGCCAAGAACCUUCCUCGAGCCCCAGGUUCCCUCCCCUUGUUUUACGUAGAAGAGCGCAAUGUACAGCAAUGCAUAUUUUCCAUAUGUGAGACCCUUAGUCUGUCUUUGUUUAAGGGGGAAAUGGUUGAAGUAUUUUAAUAAAUAUAAAUAUAUAUUAAAACUAUAUUAAAUAAAUAAUUUAUCUCCUUUGA